This is a messenger RNA of Trichoderma reesei QM6a, 990 nucleotides long. RefSeq lists its product as uncharacterized. The transcript is spliced from 3 exons. Lineage: Eukaryota; Fungi; Ascomycota; Sordariomycetes; Hypocreales; Hypocreaceae. The record is from RefSeq and is a predicted model, not a curated record. Gene Ontology annotation, molecular function: glutathione transferase activity. Gene Ontology annotation, cellular component: cytoplasm. The coding region runs from base 1 to 990 and encodes 329 amino acids.
AUGGCGUCAGUUCAACAGACAUAUCACGACAAGGGCCGGUUUACUCGCCCAGAUAGCACCUUUCGAAACUUCAUCUCUAAAGAUCCCGAGUCUCAAUUUCCUGCUGAAAGGGGUCGCUAUGCCCUCUAUCUCUCGCCUGGCUGUCCAUGGGCCCAUAGAACAAUGAUAGUGCGGCUUCUUAAAGGACUGGAUUCCAUCAUCGAUCUCUACCAAGUUCACUUCCACAUGGGGUCGGAGGGAUGGUACUUUAGCGGCGAAGGAGGCUCGCUUCCAGAGGAUCCGCUGCACGGCUUCAAGAAGCUCAAAGAUCUCUACCUCAAGGCUGACCCCAACUAUACCGGUCGAUACACUGUCCCAGUACUGUGGGACAAGAAGGCCGAUGUCCUCGUCAACAACGAAUCUUCGGAGAUUAUCCGCAUGCUCUACUCUGAAUUCGACGAGUUUCUGCCGGAAAACCUUCGCGAAGACAAUCGCCCUGGAAAGGGUCUCUACCCGCCACAUCUGAGAGCCGAGAUUGAUGCCAUGAACGAGUGGGUAUACGAUACGGUUAAUAACGGCGUGUACAAAGUCGGCUUCUCCAAGUCCCAAGAGUCCUACGACGAGAACAUCCGCCCCCUCUUUGCGUCACUGGAUCGACUCGAAGAACAUCUCGGGCACGGCAAGCCAUUUCUGCUGGGAGACUCCAUCACCGAGGCAGAUGUACGCUUGUACACGACUCUGGCCCGCUUCGACGUGGCAUAUCACAGCGUCUUCCAGUGCAACCUCAAGUCGAUCCGCCAUGACUAUCCGCGACUUCACGGCUGGCUGCGAAGGCUUUAUUGGGAUCAGGAUGAGGAGGGGCCUCUUCGAGCGGCGUUUUAUCGCACGACGGCGCCGAAUAUCGGACGCUAUGCGCUGGGAUAUGCGGAUUCCAGGUGGAGGAUUGUACAAGAGGGACAGGGGCCUUUGAUAGUGCCUGCUGGACCGUUGGUACUGAUGGAGCCCCUUUGA